AUGGCGGUACCUGAAGCUUCGCGCGGCGAGAGCGAAUACGCCCAAGAUGGGGUUGAAAACUAUGGCGCCACUGAGAAACCAUCCGCACCGUCUGGGACAUCCCCCGAAGAAUCGUCAGACGGCGCAAAACCUCGUUCUUUGUCGACAGAGUAUGACCGUACACAAGAGGAAGGCGAUGCGGCGCCAGAUACUUCAAACGAAAACCCGUUGGAUCGGGUCCCGUCUCAGGCGCAGAAACUGGGAAAGAAGAAGAUCGCGGUGGUUAUGGGUGCACUUUGCCUCGUCCUAUUCCUUGCGGCUCUCGAUAUGACAAUUAUUUCUACAGCCCUGCCGACGAUGGCAGCUGAUUUCCAUGCUUCCGAAAGUGGAUACUCGUGGAUGGCCUCUUCCUUCUCCUUGACCAACGCAGCCUUUGUCCCGCUCUGGGGCAAAGUAAGUGAUAUCUGGGGCCGAAAACCUAUUCUUCUUCUCGCCAACGCCGCAUUUCUUAUCGGAAGCUUGAUCUGUGCUUUAUCACAAAAUCUGCCUAUGGUUCUAGCUGGAAGAGCGAUCCAGGGUGCCGGGGCUGGUGGAAUCAUCACAUUAGCGAAUAUCUGUGUCUCCGACCUAUUCAGUGUUAGGGAACGUCCGGUUUACUACGCUCUUUUUGGUGCCACAUGGGCUAUUGCAGGCGCUUUGGGCCCUCUUGUUGGUGGCGCAUUUACUACCAGCGUCACAUGGCGUUGGUGUUUUUAUAUCAACUUGCCGAUUGGCGGUGCGUCUUUUGCUAUUCUUGUACUUUUCCUCAAGAUAGAGUCGCCGAAGACUCCUUUAUGGGCUGGUAUCAAGACCAUCGACUGGUCCGGUAAUCUUCUUAUUGUUGGAGCCACACUUAUGUUCCUAUUUGGCCUUCAAUUCGGCGGCGUCGAUUACCCCUGGGACUCUCCAACAGUCAUUUGCCUCAUCGUAUUCGGGAUAGUGACAUACGUCCUCGCGAUGCUUAACGAAUGGAAGAUAGCACGCUACCCCGUUAUUCCCAUCCGCCUCUUCAGCAACUGGCACAACGUCGUCAUCCUCCUCAUCUGCUUCGUCCACUCCAUGGUCUUCAUGGGCGGCUCCUACUACCUCCCUUUCUACUUCCAAACCGUCCUCCUUGUCAGCCCUAUCCUCAGCGGUGUCUACGUCCUCCCUCUAGUCCUCAGUCUCUCUUUCACGUCCGCCGUUACCGGAAUCAUUAUUAAGAAAACUGGCCGCUACCACGAACUCAUCUCUAUCGCUUUCGUCUUCCUCACCCUCGGAUACGGCCUCCUAAUCGACUUGAAACCAUACGCCUCCUGGCCCCGCCUCAUUAUCUACCAACUCAUCGGCGGCUUCGGCACAGGACCCCUCUUCCAAGCUCCCCUUGUGGCCCUGCAGGCAAACAUCCACCCAUCCGACAUGGCCUCUGGAACCUCAACCUUCUCCUUCCUACGUCAAGUCUCCGCCGCAAUCUCCAUCGUCAUCGGCACAGUCAUCUACCAAAACAUGCUCGUCAACAAACGAGGCACGAUCAUGGCAGCCGUUGGGCCGCAAAAGGCGCAGGCCCUCCAAAACGCCUUCUCCGAGAAUAACCACGACCUUAUCCGCGCGCUCCCGACUGACCAGAAGGACGUCGUCUUGGGAGCCUUUAAUUUCUCCCUCUCCCGCAUCUGGAUCUUCUACGCCGCUAUUUCUGCUGUUGGCAUGCUCGCUUGUAUAUUUCUUCGGCCCGUAGAGCUCAGCAAGACGCAUACUGUUGCCAAGACAGGGCUGGAGGAGCAGGAGCGUGCGAGAAAGGAGAUUCUGGAAGCGCAGGCUAGGGCUAGAGCUGCAAAGUUGUCUGAAGGCAAGGAGAAGGUGUAG
Molecule: messenger RNA, 1860 nt
Organism: Aspergillus puulaauensis
Lineage: Eukaryota; Fungi; Ascomycota; Eurotiomycetes; Eurotiales; Aspergillaceae
Product: MDR family MFS transporter
Exons: 5
Coding region: 1-1860 (619 amino acids)
Biological process (GO): transmembrane transport
Molecular function (GO): transmembrane transporter activity
Source: RefSeq, a predicted model, not a curated record